AUGCUUUCUUCUUAUACUAAGUCGCGCUAUGCAAUUACAAAUAUUCAAAAUCUUUUUAAGAAUCAAAAAUAUAUACGGUCGAUUAGUACGACUGUAAGAACAAGAUUUGCCCCGUCACCAACUGGGUUUCUACACCUCGGAUCUUUAAGAACGGCUUUAUUUAAUUAUUUGUGGGCUAAAAAAUGUAAUGGGGAAUUUAUUGUGCGUUUAGAAGACACCGAUCAAAAAAGAAAAGUCAAUAACUCAGAGCAAUCCAUUUACGAUCUGUUACAAACUUUCGGACUUCAAUGGGAUGAAGGCCCGAUUACGGGAGGCCCCUUCGGUCCUUACGAACAGUCAAAGCGAUUGCACAUUUACUCAGAAUACAUCUCCAAGUUAUUAGCUUCUGGGAAAGCGUAUAAAUACUACGACGAAUGCUCAACGCUGUCUCCUAAAACAGACAAAACGCCCUACGUCGUCCGAUUUUGCUCACAGGAAGGAGCGACGAGCUUUGUUGAUACAGUGUAUGGAAAAAUUACGAUUAAGAAUAAUACGCCGAAAGUACUUAGCGAUGAUUUUGUGAUUUUGAAGUCAGAUGGCUAUCCAACUUAUCACUUUGCUAAUGUAGUCGACGAUCAUUUAAUGGGAGUUACUCAUGUAAUACGGGGAGAAGAAUGGAUUCCGUCGACACCAAAACACAUACAACUUUACAAGGCGUUUCAGUGGCAGCCUCCAACAUAUUCUCAUAUUCCCUUACUGACAAAUCCAGACGGGUCCAAGUUAAGCAAACGUCAAAACGAUGCUCAUGUAACCAGCUUACUUGAAAGAGGUUUUGAGCCCAUGGCAAUUCUUAACUUUCUCGCACUCAUGGGAUGGUCUUCUAGACAGAAAAGCGACAUUAUCCCCCUACCACAACUUUUGGAGGUAUUUUCUAUUGAUAGAUUGACGAAAGGUUCUUGUAUAGUAGCAUUGGAGAAAUUACAAUUCCUAAACAAACACUAUCUUCGAGAAAGGAUGACUGAUCCAGUGCAACUUGAUCAGAUUGUAGAAGAAAUGCAGAAAGGCUUAAAAAAAAAAUACCCCAAUUCUUUGUCUCGAAUUUCCGACUCAGCUUACGUUCGCCGAUGUCUGCUUUUGUUACACAAUCGUAUACGAACUCUUCCAGAAUUUAUAGACCUUUGUGCUUAUUUCUUUGAAGAUCCCUUACAAAAUACGAUACAUCAUAAAUUAACUUCAACAACAAAUGUGCCCAUGCUAUUAUCCCGUCUUCUUCAUGAUUUACAAGCAUGUUCCUGGCAGUCUUUAACUCUUCAGACAGUUCUUAAAGACACUUCCAGCGCCUUUGGGCUCCCAUUGGGAAAGCUGCAGUCAUUGAUUCGCCAAAUCCUGUGCGGAUCUAUUCCAGGUGCUAAUUUAGCAGAUACAAUUCAUAUACUCGGUCGAGAUACUACCCUUCAUAGGAUAGAGGCUUAUAAGAAAACUAUUUAUUGA
Messenger RNA from Schizosaccharomyces osmophilus, 1470 nucleotides. It is a transcript of the gene mse1, whose product is annotated as mitochondrial glutamyl-tRNA ligase Mse1. Gene Ontology annotation, molecular function: glutamate-tRNA ligase activity; ATP binding; tRNA binding. Gene Ontology annotation, biological process: glutamyl-tRNA aminoacylation. NCBI's taxonomy places the organism in Eukaryota, Fungi, Ascomycota, Schizosaccharomycetes, Schizosaccharomycetales, Schizosaccharomycetaceae. The coding region runs from base 1 to 1470 and encodes 489 amino acids. The transcript has a single exon. The record is from RefSeq and is a predicted model, not a curated record.